Molecule: messenger RNA, 788 nt
Organism: Phoenix dactylifera (date palm)
Lineage: Eukaryota; Viridiplantae; Streptophyta; Magnoliopsida; Arecales; Arecaceae
Product: small ribosomal subunit protein uS19
Biological process (GO): translation; ribosomal small subunit assembly
Cellular component (GO): cytosolic small ribosomal subunit; ribosome
Molecular function (GO): structural constituent of ribosome; RNA binding
Source: RefSeq, a predicted model, not a curated record
AUAUGCUUCGACGUCGGGCCCCCAAACCCUAGCGGUUCUCUAGCCUUGUGUGCUGCGCCUGCUGCGAACCCUAACCCUGCCUGAGAGGACGAGCUCGGCAGCCAUGGCGGAUGUUUCGGACGCGGUGGACGUGGGAGGGGUGCAGCCGAAGAAGAGGACCUUUAGGAAGUUCUCCUAUCGAGGGGUCGAUCUCGACCAGCUCCUCGACAUGGGUACCGACGAGCUCGUCAAGCUCUUCCCUGCCCGAGCUCGCAGAAGGUUUCAGAGAGGUCUUAAGAGGAAGCCUAUGGCUCUGAUCAAGAAGCUUCGCAAGGCGAAGCGUGAUGCUCCUCCUGGGGAGAAGCCUGAACCUGUGAGGACACACCUUCGGAACAUGAUAAUAGUCCCAGAGAUGAUUGGAAGCAUAAUCGGUGUCUAUAAUGGAAAAACUUUUAACCAGGUUGAGAUCAAGCCUGAAAUGAUUGGUCACUACUUGGCGGAGUUCUCAAUCUCAUAUAAGCCUGUGAAGCAUGGAAGACCUGGUAUUGGUGCCACCCAUUCCUCCCGGUUCAUUCCUCUCAAGUAAAAGCCAAAUGUCUGGCAAAGGAACAGAGACCCUGCUUCUAUUCUUGAUUGACUUUUUGUUGCUUUAGCCGAUUCAAGUUUUAGCUUUCAGUGCGUCAUUUCUGGGGAGUAAUUUUGACCUUUUGCUACUUGCAUCACGACUUGCCAACCUGAACUUAUAUUGUGUUCUCGAGUUAGUUUUGUCUUUUAAAUUAGCUUACAAGCUCUGAUUGCAGCUUCUGUCA